Molecule: messenger RNA, 12123 nt
Organism: Macaca mulatta (Rhesus monkey)
Lineage: Eukaryota; Metazoa; Chordata; Mammalia; Primates; Cercopithecidae
Source: RefSeq, a predicted model, not a curated record
GCUCAUGAUGCCUCAGGUCUGAUCCGCAUCUAACAGGCUGGCAAUGAAGAUACCCAGAGAAUAGUUCACAUUUAUCAUGCGUCACUUCUAGACACAGCCACCAGACGCGUCUCCUCCCCUCUCUGCCUGACCUGUGGCUUAGGGACACAUCCCACCGCCUCUCUUGACGUCUGCCUGGUCAACCAUCACUUCCUUGGAGAAUAAGGAGAGAGGCGGACGCAGGAAAUCAUGCCACCGACGGGCCACCAGCCAUGAGCGGGUGACGCUGAGUUGACGUCAAAGACAGAGAGGGCUGAAGCCUUGUCAGCACCUGUCACCCCGGCUCCUGCUCUCAGCUUUGCCUGAAGCCUGGCUCCUCCUGGUGAAAUCACCUUGGCCUGAUAGCAUCGUGAGGUCUUCAGACAGGACCCCUUGGAAGCUGGUUACCAUGGAGGAUCACAUGUUCGGUGUUCAGCAAAUCCAGCCCAAUGUCAUUUCUGUUCGUCUUUUCAAGCGCAAAGUUGGGGGCCUGGGAUUCCUGGUGAAGGAGCGGGUCAGUAAGCCACCCGUGAUCAUCUCCGACCUGAUUCGUGGGGGCGCCGCGGAACAGAGUGGCCUCAUCCAGGCCGGAGACAUCAUUCUUGCGGUCAACGGCCGGCCCUUGGUGGACCUGAGCUAUGACAGCGCCCUGGAGGUACUCAGAGGCAUUGCCUCCGAGACCCACGUGGUCCUUAUUCUGAGGGGCCCUGAAGGCUUCACCACGCACCUGGAGACCACCUUUACAGGUGAUGGGACCCCCAAAACCAUCCGGGUGACGCAGCCCCUGGGUCCCCCCACCAAAGCUGUGGAUCUGUCCCACCAGCCAUCAGCCGGCAAAGAACAACCGCUGGCAGUGGAUGGGGCCUCGGGUCCUGGGAAUGGGCCUCAGCAUGCCCAAGACGAUGGGCAGGAGGCUGGCUCGCUCCCCCAUGCCAACGGCCUGGCCCCCAGGCCCCCGGGCCAGGACCCUGCAAAGAAAGCAGCCAGAGUCGGCCUCCAAGGCAGAGGGGAGAACAAUGAACUGCUCAAGGAGAUAGAGCCUGUGCUGAACCUUCUCACCAGUGGGAGCAGAGGGGUCAAGGGAGGGGCACCUGCCAAGGCAGAGAUGAAAGAUAUGGGAAUCCAGGUGGACAGAGAUUUGGACGGCAAAUCACACAAACCUCUGCCCCUUGGUGUGGAGAAUGACCGAGUCUUCAAUGACCUAUGGGGGAAGGGCAAUGUGCCUGUGGUCCUCAACAACCCAUAUUCAGAGAAGGAGCAGCCCCCUGCCUCAGGAAAACAGUCCCCCACAAAGAAUGGCAGCCCCUCCAAGUGUCCACGCUUCCUCAAAGUCAAGAACUGGGAGACUGACGUGGUUCUCACUGACACCCUCCACCUUAACAGCACAUUGGAAACGGGAUGCACUGAGUACAUCUGCAUGGGCUCCAUCAUGCUUCCUUCUCAGCAUAUACGGAGGCCUGAAGAUGUCCGCACAAAAGAACAGCUCUUCCCUCUCGCCAAAGAGUUUAUUGAUCAAUACUAUUCAUCAAUUAAAAGAUUUGGCUCCAAAGCCCACAUGGAAAGGCUGGAAGAAGUGAACAAAGAGAUCGAAACCACUAGCACCUACCAGCUCAAGGAUACAGAGCUCAUCUACGGGGCCAAGCAUGCCUGGCGGAAUGCCUCACGCUGUGUGGGCAGGAUCCAGUGGUCCAAGCUGCAGGUAUUCGAUGCUCGCGACUGCACCACAGCCCACGGGAUGUUCAACUACAUCUGCAACCACGUCAAGUAUGCCACCAACAAAGGGAACCUCAGGUCUGCCAUCACCAUAUUCCCCCAGAGGACAGACGGCAAGCACGACUUCCGAGUCUGGAACUCCCAGCUCAUCCGCUACGCUGGCUACAAGCAGCCCGACGGCUCCACCCUGGGGGACCCGGCCAACGUGCAGUUCACAGAGAUUUGCAUACAGCAGGGCUGGAAACCCCCGAGAGGCCGCUUUGAUGUCCUGCCGCUCCUGCUUCAGGCCAACGGCAAUGACCCUGAGCUCUUCCAGAUUCCUCCAGAGCUGGUGUUGGAAGUUCCCAUCAGGCACCCCAAGUUUGAGUGGUUCAAGGACCUGGGGCUGAAGUGGUACGGCCUCCCUGCUGUGUCCAACAUGCUCCUGGAGAUUGGCGGCCUGGAGUUCAGCGCCUGUCCCUUCAGUGGCUGGUACAUGGGCACAGAGAUUGGUGUCCGCGACUACUGUGACAACUCCCGCUACAAUAUCCUGGAGGAAGUGGCCAAGAAGAUGAACUUAGACAUGAGGAAGACGUCCUCGCUGUGGAAGGACCAGGCGCUGGUGGAGAUCAAUAUCGCGGUUCUCUAUAGCUUCCAGAGUGACAAAGUGACCAUUGUUGACCAUCACUCCGCCACCGAGUCCUUCAUUAAGCACAUGGAGAACGAGUACCGCUGCCGGGGAGGCUGCCCUGCCGACUGGGUGUGGAUUGUGCCCCCCAUGUCUGGAAGCAUCACCCCUGUGUUCCACCAGGAGAUGCUCAACUACCGGCUCACCCCCUCCUUCGAAUACCAGCCUGAUCCCUGGAACACCCACGUCUGGAAAGGCACCAACGGGACACCCACAAAGCGGCGAGCCAUCGGCUUCAAGAAACUGGCAGAAGCUGUCAAGUUCUCGGCCAAGCUGAUGGGGCAGGCUAUGGCCAAGAGGGUCAAAGCAACCAUCCUGUAUGCCACGGAGACAGGCAAAUCGCAAGCUUAUGCCAAGACCUUGUGUGAGAUCUUCAAACACGCCUUUGAUGCCAAGGUGAUGUCCAUGGAAGAAUAUGACAUCGUGCACCUGGAACAUGAAACUCUGGUCCUCGUGGUUACCAGCACCUUUGGCAACGGAGAUCCCCCUGAGAAUGGGGAGAAAUUUGGCUGUGCGUUGAUGGAAAUGAGGCACCCCAACUCUGUGCAGGAAGAAAGGAAGAGCUACAAGGUCCGAUUCAAUAGCGUCUCCUCCUACUCUGACUCCCAAAAAUCAUCAGGCGAUGGGCCCGACCUCAGAGACAACUUUGAGAGUGCUGGACCCCUGGCCAAUGUGAGGUUCUCAGUGUUUGGUCUUGGCUCACGAGCGUACCCUCACUUUUGCGCCUUCGGACAUGCUGUGGACACCCUCCUGGAAGAACUGGGAGGGGAGAGGAUCCUGAAGAUGAGGGAAGGGGAUGAGCUCUGUGGGCAGGAAGAGGCUUUCAGGACCUGGGCCAAGAAGGUCUUCAAGGCAGCCUGUGAUGUCUUCUGUGUGGGAGAUGAUGUCAACAUUGAAAAGGCGAACAAUUCCCUCAUCAGCAAUGACCGCAGCUGGAAGAGAAACAAGUUCCGCCUCACCUAUGUGGCCGAAGCUCCAGAACUCACGCAAGGUCUAUCCAAUGUCCACAAAAAGCGAGUCUCAGCUGCCCGACUCCUUAGCCGUCAAAACCUCCAGAGCCCUAAAUCCAGUCGGUCAACUAUCUUCGUGCGUCUCCACACCAACGGGAAUCAGGAGCUGCAGUACCAGCCUGGGGACCACCUGGGUGUCUUCCCUGGCAACCACGAGGACCUCGUGAAUGCCCUGAUCGAGCGGCUGGAGGACGCACCCCCUGUCAACCAGAUGGUGAAAGUGGAGCUGCUGGAGGAGCGGAACACGGCUUUAGGCGUCAUCAGUAACUGGACAGACGAGCACCGCCUCCCACCCUGCACCAUCUUCCAGGCCUUCAAGUACUACCUGGACAUCACCACGCCACCAACGCCCCUGCAGCUGCAGCAGUUUGCCUCCCUAGCCACCAAUGAGAAGGAGAAGCAGCGUCUGCUGGUCCUCAGCAAGGGUUUGCAGGAGUAUGAGGAAUGGAAAUGGGGCAAGAACCCCACCAUCGUGGAGGUGCUGGAGGAGUUCCCAUCCAUCCAGAUGCCGGCCACCCUGCUCCUGACCCAGCUGUCCCUGCUGCAGCCCCGCUACUAUUCCAUCAGCUCCUCCCCAGACAUGUACCCUGAUGAAGUGCACCUCACUGUGGCCAUCGUUUCCUACCGCACUCGAGAUGGAGAAGGACCAAUUCACCACGGCGUGUGCUCCUCCUGGCUCAACCGGAUACAGGCUGACGAAGUGGUCCCCUGUUUCGUGAGAGGAGCACCCAGCUUCCACCUGCCCCGGAACCCCCAAGUCCCCUGCAUCCUCGUUGGACCGGGCACCGGCAUUGCACCUUUCCGAAGCUUCUGGCAACAGCGGCAAUUUGAUAUCCAACACAAAGGAAUGAACCCCUGCCCCAUGGUCCUGGUCUUCGGGUGCCGGCAAUCCAAGAUAGAUCAUAUCUACAGGGAAGAGACCUUGCAGGCCAAGAACAAGGGGGUCUUCAGAGAGCUGUACACGGCUUACUCCCGGGAGCCAGACAAACCAAAGAAGUACGUGCAGGACAUCCUGCAGGAGCAGCUGGCGGAGUCUGUGUACCGAGCCCUGAAGGAGCAAGGGGGCCACAUUUACGUCUGUGGGGACGUCACCAUGGCCGCUGAUGUCCUCAAAGCCAUCCAGCGCAUCAUGACCCAGCAGGGGAAGCUCUCGGCAGAGGACGCCGGCGUGUUCAUCAGUCGGUUGAGGGAUGACAACCGGUACCACGAGGAUAUUUUCGGAGUCACCCUGCGAACAUAUGAAGUGACCAACCGCCUUAGAUCUGAGUCCAUUGCCUUCAUUGAAGAGAGCAAAAAAGACACCGAUGAGGUUUUCAGCUCCUAACUGGACCCUCUUGCCCAGCCGGCUGCAAGUUUUGUAAGCGCGGACAGACACUGCUGAACUUUUCCUCUGGGACCCUGCGUGGCCCUCGCUCUGCCUCCUGUCCUUGUCGCUGUGCCCUGGUUUCCCUCCUCGGGGUUCUCGCCCCUCAGUGGUUUCCUCGGCCCUCCUGGGUUUCCUCCUUGAGUUUUCCUGCUGCGAUGCAAUGCUUUUCUAAUCUGCGGUGGCUCUUACAAAACUCUGUUCCCGCCCCCUCUCUUGCUGACAAGGGCAGCUCACGGGUGCAUGAAACCACUGGAACAUGGCCGUCGCUGUGGGGUUUUUUUUUCUCUGGGGUUCCCCUGGAAAGGCUGCAGGAACUAGGCACAAGCUCUCUGAGCCAGUCCCUCAGCCGCUGAAGUCCCCUUCUUUUUUAUGAUGACAUUUUGGUGGUGCGUGUGUAUAUGCGUGUGUGAUGGGCCGGGUCUCUGUCCAUCUCCUUCCCUGCACAAGUGUGUCGAUCUUAGAUCGCCACUGCUUUCAUUGAAGACCCUCGAUGCCAAGAAACAUGUCCCUGGCCCAUAUUAAUCCCACAUGCGUCCAUAAUUAAGGGUCCACGCCCAUGUACCUGAAACAUUUGGAAGCCCCGUAAUUGUUCUAGUUAGAAAGGGUUCAGGGCAUGGGGAGAGGAUGGGAAAUUGAUUAAGGGGGCUAUCUCCCAAUGCAAGAGGCAUUCCCAGAAUCUGAUGCAUUUAGAUUCCGAUACCACUGAGCAGAGCCCUCAUGUGACAUGAACCCAUCCAAUGGGAUUGGGCAAAUCCCCUCUCCAAACCCAGCCAUCCCAACCAGAAUCACUUAACUUGUCCACGUCCAUUGAGUCCCCCCUUCCAGCAAUACCAAGGGGUCCGGAAGUUACGUUGUUCAAAGAAGUCCGGUGGCAAUAAGGAUCUUCCACUUUGCCACCAGGUGACUUUGGAUGGGUCCUUUGUCCUCAGUUUUUCCUAGUCAUAAUGUCAUAUGAACCUAAAGAAUAUGAAUGGAUUAAAUGUUAAAGCUUUGGUGCCUGGAAACAAUAUCAAGUAACAAUAUGAUUGUUAUUUUUUUAUUCCCCCAAAGGGGGCUUGCUGCUUCACCCUUGGGGAUGAAAUGAUGGGAGCUCGUUAAAGUGGAUGAGGUUGGAAAGAGUUGCCACAAUGAGGUCCCACGUGGCUUCUUCAAUAGGAACCACAACUCAGGGUGGGAAGAACUUGGCCCUCAGGCUUGUUGCCCUCUACAGUUGAUCUCCAAAGUUUUAAACCUGUUAAAGUAAUUUUGACAAAUAAAUUACCCUCAACUCAGAUCAAAAAUGGGCAGCCAAGUCUUUGGCAGGAAUUGGGGCCCGCGCAAUUUCUCCCUAAGAGGCAAUCUGUUGAAUUUACUCUCUCAAAGUAAAUGGUGGGAAGGGAUCCCUUUUUAUACUUUUUUAAGUACUACAAAUUAAUGUCAGGCAGUUCCCAGAAAGAAACAAGAAAUCCUAGUGGCCCCCCAGACUGCAGGGUCCCCAAGGAUGGAAAGAGAAUGUUCUGCUGGUUCUACCCUGUUUGUUGUGUCUUGCCAUACAGAAAAACCACAUUUCUUUUAUAUGCUGUGCGUGGGCAUAUCUUGGUGUUCAGUUUGGGCGCCCGCUAAAGAGGAAGUGCACUGGCCCUCUUUGAAAGGCCUUUACAAUGAGGGCACCAACACCCCAAAGGACCCAGGCCAGGAGACUGUUAAAGUGAAAAGGCAAUCUAUGUCUCACCUUGCUCUACCAUCCCUGGCAGCCCUCCCCAGUGCCCCGUUACUGCCAUGUGGAGCUUGACUUCAUGCCAGCUAUAAUCUCCCCUGCCUUCCUUUAAUCACAAUUUCCCCUGCUCAGUCUUCCACAGAUGUAAAGAACAAAGACUUAGCAUCCCACACUCUCUCUCCAUCCCCUUCCCUGCACAAGUGUGUCGAUCUUAGAUGGCCACUGCUUUCGUUGAAGACCCUCGAUGCCAAGAAACAUGUCCCUGGCCUGUAUUAAGCCCACACGUGUCCAUAAUUAAGGGUCCACGCCCAUGUACCUGAAACAUUUGGAAGCCCCGUAAUUGUUCUAGUUAGAAAGGGUUCAGGGCAUGGGGAGAGGAUGGGAAAUUGAUUAAGGGGGCUAUCUCCCAAUGAAAGGGGCAGUCCCAGAAUUUGAUGCAUUUAGAUUCCCCUUCUAUCCUGAAGGGAAGCCCAUUCUAAACUCCUUUCCUGCAAACACAGUUCCAGCUCCUAGUAGCUUUUCUCCAGAAGGCUUUCUUUCCAAUCCUUUAUGCCUUUGGAGACGCCUCCCCAGUUCCCCAGGGAAGGAAACUGCUGUGUCCAACCCCCAUCAAAGAGAAAUUGACCAGUGCUUCCCACUCCAAGUCAAGCUUUAUGCAGGAAUGCUUUUCCAUCAGGGAAUAAAUACUUAGAAGGGCUUACGAUGUGCCAGGCACCUCCUUUCUGCAUGUCCCUACCCUUUUAGUAGCAGACAGAUGGAAACAUUGUCUCAUUUUGUCAAGGAGUCCAAAGAAAUGAUUAUAUAACCAGGAUUCAUCCUUCUUCUCCAGAAAGAUUUUUUUUUGUAAGUAAACACCUUUCAAUCCCCAACACAAGCUGCUUCACAACUCCAGGCUAGAAGGCAGGAGGGCGAUCUGAUGUGUUUCUUUCAUUUGCCAGAAUUCCUGAUACCAAAAGCCUCUCUCUGUUGAGUAACCUAUCAAGGACCAGAGUGGAGUACAGAUUUAGAGUUUAGCUCAGAUCCAGGAUGGGGAAAUACUGCCCUCUUGUGGUGACUUUUCAUCCAGGCCUUGUAGCCAACCGUAAGUGCAAAAUAGAAUUAACCAAUGGGUGGGCAAAAUAGGGUUGACGGGGUAUUUGGGGGUUGUUCGGGUUAUGGCCCGUUUAUUUCCCUCUUCCCCCUGAAUUGGCCUGUAGCAGCUCCAACCCCAUUUCAGAAAAGUGAGUUUGGCCGAGAGGAAUGAGACGUCUCCUGAAAUAGGAACGCUGGAUCAUGCUUACCUACCAUCACUAUGAAUCCAGUUCCCGCACCUUGUGUCGUGAAAGAGCAGAGAGAUGACAGUUAAACUCCUUGGGAGGAGAGAGAGCUUCCUUUGGUUUCCCUGGAGUGAGACAGCCAGGUGGCUUUCUUUUGCCCGGGGAUGCUUCAGACCCAUCAAAAUGGAAUUUUGGGAGCCGACCUGAGUGCAAAUCCUAAUUCUGCCCCUGUUGGUGCAGAUGGCUGUGGGCGGCUCACUUGACCUUUUAGAGUCUAUCUACCCACCUGUAUAACAAGGUGGAUUGAAUGAGACAAUGCCCACGAAAUGCCCAGUUACAGUACCUGGUUCAAAACUUACUGCAUUUUAAUUUUUCACUUAACUUAUAACAUGUCUUGCUUCUCCAGUGUGUGGAAGGCACCAGAGAGUAUGCAGAGAUAAGGGAAACACAGUUCCUCUCAUGCAAAAGGUUAGAAUCUUCUUUUUUCUUUUUUCUAGACAAGAAAAGCUCUGUCACCCAGGCUGGACUACAGUGGUGCGAUCUCAGCUCACUGCAUCCUCUGCCUCCCCCAGUUCAAGCGAUUCUCCUGCCUCGGCCUCCUGAGUAGCUGGGACUACAGGUGCCUGCCACCAUGCCCAGCUAAUUUUUGUAUUUUUAGGAGAGUCAGGGUUUCACCAUGUUGGUCUUGCUGGUCUUGAAUUCCUGACCUCAAAUGAUCCACGCACCUCAGCCUCCCAAAGUGUUGGGAUUACAGGAAUGAGCCACCACGCCCGGCCAAAGGUUAUAAUCUGAUGGAGAGAACACCGGUCUUGGAACUGACAUAAAUUUCUGAGGUUUGAGAAAUGGGUGGGAUUUUACUGGUAGCUUCUGGAAGGUAAGAGUUGGUCAGGAAUUGGGAAGAGAGGAAAGGCACGGACAGGGAGCAUGUAAGAUAAAUUGGGGCUGGCUUUGGAAGGCUGAGGAGGGCGAGAAAAGGUGGGCUGGGACCAGACCGUGGGGAGAGGUGAGUGGCAUGACAAGAAAUUUAGACUUUAUUCGGAAGGCAACAGGGAGUCCCUAAGAGUGUUUUUUUUAAAAGGGGACAUUAUGGCAAUUUGAGUUAUGCUUGGAAAAGAAAGUUCUGGCCACAGUAUAGAGCAUGGCCCGUUGAGCUGUUGGGGGGUUAUUGCUGCAACCAAGGCUUGAGUGAGGGAAGAGGCAGAUGUAGUGAUAAAGAGACUCCACGAACUGAAUCAGCGUACCUGGCGCCCCAUCUGCUAUAGAGGGUGAGAACAAAAGAGAAAUUAAAACAUCUUGCAGGCUGGGCACGGUAGCUCGUGUCUGUAAUCCCAGCACUUUGGGAGGCCAAGGUGGGUGUAUCAGUUGAGGUCAGGAGUUGGAGACCAGUCAGUCAGUUAGUAGAAACCCUGACUCUACCAAGAAAAUACAAAAAAUUAGCCGGGCAUGGUGGCACGCGCCUGUAGUCUCAGCUACCUGGAAGGCUGAGGCAGGUGGAUCACUUGAGCCGGGGAAGUGGAGGCUGCAGUAAGCCAAGAUUGUACCACUGCACUCCAGCCUGGGUGACAGAGCAAGACUCCAUCUCAAAAUAAAAUAAAGUAAAACAAAACAUCUUACCACUAGCUGAGAGAGAGGUCUCCAAAGAGCAGGCUCAGGCAAACGAGUUUUCAGAGCUGAUGUGAUAGCUUCUCUGGAGUCGACAGGGUGAAUCCUUCCCAAGUCCAGCCAUGCCCAGAUGCCUGGAGGGAAAACUGACCCCCAGCCAGUAGACAUCGGUUAAGAACACGGAAUCUUCUGACCAAACACGCUUUCAGCAGCUGCCUGCUCUGGACUUUGAAAGAGGUCAGGUUUUACCCUAAGCUCAAAACAAGUGAGAGUUGUCCUGACCUAGCUCAUGGGACAAAUGGUUCUGACAGGAUGGGCAGUCCAGAUGCCUGAGCCCCUGCCCUCCUACAGCACCAGUGCCUCAUGCAGCCUUUUCAUUCAUGCCAUUAGGAAAUCCAUGGACUUCUAGUCUGUGUUUUAAGCCAGCCAUGUUUCCUUGUAUAUUUCCCUACCCGCUGCCCCAGAUACCCAGCAUACUGCUAUGGCCACCGUGUCCUCAAAGCCUUCUGUCUGUAUCAGGAAGGUAGUCUGAGACUGCCAGGAAGCAACAAGGAGAGAGAAACACUAACUAGUCUUCCUUUAUAACCCAUUCAUACUCUCUGGCUGUCCCCAAACUUCAUAAAGUCUCCUGCAUCCAAAUGUCCUCUUUGGCUCAAAAAGUAGGCCAGGCAUGGUGGUUCAUGCCUGUAAUAGCACUUUGGGAGACUGAGGUGGGAGGAUUACUUGAGGCCAGGAGUUUGAGACCGGCUUGGGCAAUGUAGUAAAAUCUCAUCUCUACAAAAAAAUAAAAUAAAAUUAGUUGGGCAUGGUGGCAUGCUUCUGUGGUCCCAGCUACUUGGGAGGCUGAGGCAGGAGGAUCACUGGAUCCCAGGAGUUCAAGGCGACAGUGAGCUAGGAUGGCAUCACUGCACUCCAGCCUGGGUGACAGAGCGAGACCAUGUCUCUAAAAAAAAAUCAAACUGAAAGACCAGGUGCUGAGAUUGAAGAAACACAGGUCUGAGGGUCUGAGGGAAGGGGCCUGCCUCCCAGGGAGUCAACACAGAUGUUCCCCAUGAACAGGGAUUUCACCUUUGGAAGCCAACCUGGCCUGGCCUCUGCCCUUUAUCUCACACCCCCUAUCCUUGGCCCACUGCCAGUCCCUGCCUUGUGGCAAAAGAACCCCAAAAGAAAAGCUGCCUUCUCCAAAUGUGAGGACCCAGGUACACUUUCACCCAUGGAAAGCAGUGUCUGUUGCGAGUCUGUUUCCUAUUAAUACUUAUCAAAGCCACGUGCGAGGGAGGUGGUCAGGUGUCAAUAUGCCUUAGUAUGUAUCUAUGAGUUUGUUUUGUUCUGGAAUAUCUGAACAGUUCUGAUCAAGCAGGGUUAUGCCUGUCUGGUCCAAAACACAGUCCGUUAUUAACGAGAUGGCCCUGGUAGGCAGGAACACAUCUGCCUCCAUGCACUGCUUCCUAUAGUCUUUUAGAAAAUGACUCCAGGACAUCCAAGUGCCCAGAUUUGACUCUUAAGUUCUAGGAGGCUCUUGCAUGGGGUCUGUCAACCUCGGCACUAUUGGCAUUUGGGGCUGGAUAAUUCUUUAUUGUGGGGGCCGUCUUGGGCACCGUAGGAAGCCGAGCAACAUUCCUGGCCUCCAUCCACUAGACACCUGUAGCAGUGUCCUGCCAAUGGUAACAAUCAAAUAUGUCAUCAGACAUUGCCCAACGUCCCCGGGGACAACACCCCUCUCUGGGACUUCAGGGUCAAGAGAAUCUCUGCUGGCUACCCCAGGACUUCUCAGUAUAGAUUUCCUGGAGCAAGCAGCAGAAGCUUUGCCUGGCCCAGUGGUUGUUGCCAUUAUCUCCUGCCAAAGUGGGAUUUGAGGAGAUCUGGGGGAGGGGGCACGGGGAGGGCAGUAUGCUUUCAAAAACCCCUCCCAGGCCGGGUGUGGUGGCUCAUGCCUGUCAUCCCAGCACUUUGGGAGGCCGAGGCUGGCAGAUCACUUGAGGCCGGGAGUUAGAGACCAACCUGGCUAACAUGGCAAAACCCCAUCUCUACUAAAAAUACAAAAAUCAGCCUGGCAUGGUGGCGGGCAUCUGUAAUCCCAGCUACUCGGGAGGCUGAGGCAGGAGAAUUACUUGAACCCGGGAGGCGGAGGCUGCAGUGAGCCAAGAUGGUGCCACCUCACUCCAGCUUGCUGACAGAAUGAGACCCUAUGGAAAAAAAAAAUAAAUAAGCCCUCUUAUGCCAGGACAGAGGAUGACAGCCCAUUUCAAUAAUACACUAUGUCCUUGGUGUUGGUUCUGAUUAAGACCCACUGAGAUCCAGUGCUCUCGACUCGGUCUCAGUUCCCUCCCACGUCCUGUGCUCUGCCGCCACUGUUUUCAUUGUUGUGUUCUCAUUGUGAUUGUUAAGACUCACACUCCUGGCUCAGCAGUGGUUUUCCAGAAGGCCCAAAGAGUGGUGCCGGGCACCCCACAUCACAGUGUCCUUUCCGGGCUUGGGAAACUGGGGAGAUGGGCAGACCUGGUCACAUCUCAACACACACAAACACACACACACACACACGCUGUCAGAAACUCGGCCUUCCCCCCUACCUCUGAGCUCUCGAUGCUGCUAAUCUCUGCCAAGUGUCCCUGUGCUCCAGCACCUUCCUUGAAGGCCUGACGCCCACCCCACGCUCUUUGCGAGGUUGUCCAGGCUGUGUUCGUCGCAUGCUUUUCUUCUGUAUAGUUCUCAUCUUCCAAUUUUAUGGGAUUCAACAAAAGCCUAUUAUGCUUGUUUGCAUUAUGGUUACAAUAUUAAAAAGUGGAUUCAACUUG